AGCCGUAGCACUAAAGAUGAACUUAAUUCAGAUUGUGCGUGACCACUGGGUACAUAUAUUUGUUCCUAUGGGAUUUGUUGUUGGAUGUUAUCUAGACAGAAAGAAUGAUGAAAAGCUAACUGCCUUCCGAAACAAGAGUGUAUUAUUUAAAAGGGAAUUGAGACCCAAUGAAGAAGUCACCUGGAAGUAAAGGCUGUGAUUAAAUUGCAGAAUGUUCACAUUUUUUUUAAUUAUGAGAGAAAUAAAAAUAUACUCAUUAA
This is a messenger RNA of Manis pentadactyla (Chinese pangolin), 260 nucleotides long. RefSeq names its product NADH:ubiquinone oxidoreductase subunit B1 (gene NDUFB1). The record is from RefSeq and is a predicted model, not a curated record. Gene Ontology annotation, cellular component: mitochondrion. Lineage: Eukaryota; Metazoa; Chordata; Mammalia; Pholidota; Manidae. The coding region runs from base 17 to 190 and encodes 57 amino acids. The transcript is spliced from 3 exons.